AUGGAUUCAUUAAUUAGCAGCACACUGUUCAUCCUAUUAACGUGCACUAUUAUACAAGUUCUUCUUUCACUGCAUGCAAGAAGCAAGAAGCAAAAACACAAGCUUCCACCAGGACCUUCCCCUCUUAAUAUUGUGGCAAACCUUGUUCAAAUUUGCAAAAGGCCACACCAAUAUUUGGCAAAGCUUGCAAAGGUUCAUGGCCCAAUAAUGCGUUUGAAACUAGGCCAAGUAACAACCAUAGUCAUUUCCUCAGAAGACAUAGCCAAAGAGGUGUUCCAAACCAAUGAUCUCUUACUCUCAAGCAGAUUCGUUCCUCAAGCUGUAACAGUUCACAAUCAUGAUCAUUAUAGCUUACCCUACCUCCCAGUUUCAGAUCUUUGGCGAGACCUUAGAAAAAUAUGCAAUAUCCUAUUAGUCUCCAACAAGACCCUUGAUGCAUGUCAAGAACAUAGAAGCAAUAAACUACAAGAACUCUUAAAUGAUAUACAUAGAAGCAGCCUAAUAGGUGAAAGUGUUGAUAUUGGAAGAGCAGCUUUCAAGACUUCAAUUAAUAUCAUAUCAACCACUUUUUUCUCUCUGGAUUUUGUUAACUCUGUAGGUGAAACUGAGGAGUACAGGGAUAUAGCAGAGAGUAUCAUGAAAGCUAUUGGAACACCAAACGUGGUGGAUUUUUUCCCAGUGUUGAAGAUCCUUGAUCCACAAGGCCUCAUAAAGUGCACACAUGGUCACGUGACGAAGUUGUUCCAUAUCUUUGAUCACUUGAUUGGGAAACGGUUGAAGCAAAGAGAAGGGGAAAACUAUGUAGUAAAGAAUGACAUGUUGGACAACCUGCUCAACAUUUCUCAAGAGAAUAGCCAAAAGAUGGACAACAUAAAGAUUAAACACUUCUUUCUUGAUCUACUUGUUGCGGGGACUGAUACAACUACAUAUGCAUUAGAAAAGGCAUUGGGUGAACUACUCCACAACCCAAGGAUUAUGUCAAAAGCCAAAAGGGAGCUGGAGCAAACCAUUGGAAUAGGUAAACCUGUUGAGGAAUCAGACAUUGCUAAACUCCCAUAUUUACAAGCAAUAGUAAAAGAGACCUUACGUUUAUACCCACCAGCUCCACUUAUAUUUCCUAGAAGAGCCAAGGUUGAUUUGGAAAUCUCAGGCUACACAAUCCCACAGGGUGCACUAGUCGUAAUCAAUGUGUGGGCCAUUGGUAGGAACUCAACCAUAUGGGAUAAUGCACAUUUAUUUUUGCCAGAGAGGUUCAUUGGGUCAGAAAUUGAUGUCAAAGGACGAGAUUUUCAGUUCACACCAUUUGGUAGUGGUAGGCGAAUAUGUCCUGGCUUACCACUUGCUAUGAGAAUGUUGCAUGUGAUGUUGGGAUCAUUAAUCAACUCUUUUGAUUGGAAACUUGAAAAUAAUUUGAAACCAGACGAUAUGGAUAUGGAUAUGGACAUGGACAAACCCGUACGAGCUAUUCCGGUUAUUAUAAACAACUAA
Gastrolobium bilobum is the source of this 1488-nucleotide messenger RNA. Its product is annotated as geraniol 8-hydroxylase-like. Gene Ontology annotation, molecular function: iron ion binding; heme binding; oxidoreductase activity, acting on paired donors, with incorporation or reduction of molecular oxygen. The transcript is spliced from 2 exons. The record is from RefSeq and is a predicted model, not a curated record. The coding region runs from base 1 to 1488 and encodes 495 amino acids. NCBI's taxonomy places the organism in Eukaryota, Viridiplantae, Streptophyta, Magnoliopsida, Fabales, Fabaceae.